This is a messenger RNA of Nylanderia fulva, 1812 nucleotides long. It is a transcript of the gene Metrn, whose product is annotated as meteorin. The record is from RefSeq and is a predicted model, not a curated record. Lineage: Eukaryota; Metazoa; Arthropoda; Insecta; Hymenoptera; Formicidae. Gene Ontology annotation, molecular function: hormone activity.
AGCGAAAAAUAAUAUUAUUGUUACUUGUUGGUACUUAUUCGAGAGAGAGAGCAUUCCGAGUUCCGCGAAAGCGUCAUUCUUGCGAAAAUCAAACAUGUGACGCGUUUGUUAUCUGGUUAUCGUUUUAUGUAGUGUAUAUAUUAAAAAUGUUACGCCAGAUAAUUAUUAUUGCCCUCAGUCUGCUCCUCGUCAGCUUAUCCGCCUACGAACAUAACAUCGCGGACCAAUGCGACUGGUCUGGAAGCGGAGGAGGAGAAAGUGGUGGUGUUCGACCAGUAUAUCUGCGCUGUGCUCGAGGAACCGUUUUAUGGCGUUAUCCUCAUGGUGCCCUGAGGAUAGUCCUCUCUUUCCCAGUUUCAUCCACGGGAGACACUCUUGUCAAUCAUAACAGCUUGAACAUUCGUGCAUGUGUUAAGAUCUCUGGACCUGCCCGAGUAUUCUUGGAAGCCGGCCGCAAGCUGAGACAGAUUUACUCUCCAUCCGAUGGCAAACACGAGUAUUCACAUCGAUGCUUCCGCUCGCGGGAGCACGUGGCCGCGCUCUACAUAGAAGCCGAGGAUGAUUACUCCUUUAAAAGCACCAAGGUCAAGCUGCAGUACGAUCUGGAAACAAGUUCACCCAAGGGGGGUAUGCUACAUAUUCCGGACGAGGAAGAGGAGUGCAGGCCGUGCUCUAUGGAGGAACUUGCCAAGGCUUAUUGUCAGAGCGACCUGGUAUCCAGAGGCACCGUCACCGCCGUUGAGCAACAAUUUGAUCUGGACGCUGCCGAAUUGGUGCUCAGAGCCACCAAGAUUCUGCGCCAAGUCCAGGAAGCCGAGAACAACGAGAAUAACGUCGACGGAAUGGUCUCUUCUUCGAGAAACAUACGCGUGAGAGUGCCAGCGGUGUGUGACGCGCGACACGGUCCUGGUGAAUUCGUGAUAAUGGCCAAGCGACGUCUCGGAGACCUCAUUUUGGUGUGCGCACCUAGGCUGGAGACAUGGGAACAGAUUGUACAGGAGAUGGACACCGCGCCCUGCGUCCUCAACAGCUAGCCGAAUUAAGAUUUAAUUUUCUUCAGAAAGCUGUAAAGAUCUGUAACACUAAAUAACAGAUACAAGGAUUCAUAAUGUUGUAAAACUGGAAAUCUAAAAAAAAACACCGGUAGUAACAGUGUCAAUGUCGAAAAAUGCUGCCAAUCUAGCUAUUUACGAGAGUAUUGUAUACAUAGGGAACAUCAUUCUUGGUGUAAGUAGCGUGCAACUGUCAGACUGUUGAUCUCCAAACUGUGAUAUUAUUUGCUGCAUUAAGAGAAACGUGGAAGAGUGCACGAAAACAUAGAAAGUACAUUUGCUCUUAUAUUUGUUCUAGAGAGCAAAACGAUUAUUAUAUAUACAGAAUAGCUCAGAAAUUGUGUACUUUUUCUUCAAACGAAAAAAUGUGUUUAGAUCUGUUAAGAAAUCUUAUAUUCAUGAUUUUUAUUUUGAAUGAUAUAAUAUCUGAUCUUUGCGUAUUACAAUUUUUGUUAAAAUAACAUCUACUUGUGAGAUUGCAUAAAGAUUUUAUCUAUUUAUAUUCCUACAAAAUUUUUUUUUAAUGCUUUAGCUUGCUUGCAAAUUAAUUAUUAAUAUUAUAAAACUAAUAUGGGAGUAAAAUUUAGGAUCUAUUGCUAAGAGAAAAUGCGCAAAGAUUAAGAUACUGUAUGUACAUUUUACGUAAACGAGUACGUCGACUCGCUGCAGAAUUAAUUAUAUAUUAUUAUAAUUGUAUUAAUUAAAUAACUAUAACAAUUGUACAGAUUGAAUAAACACGUUUUAUAAAUUUUUAUAUUAA